AUGCCCAUCCAAACGCCCCACAGAGGCCCCCUGCAGCAUGCGGUAAAGCAGGACAUGCCUUGCGUGGGGCCGCACAAAGGAAGGGAUCGGCCCAUGUGCUGGCGGAUCUCUUGCGACCCAGGUUUCGACCUGCCGGGGGACGACGAGGGCCCGCCGGGCAGCAGGUAUACCGUGACCUUCACCCCCGGCCAGGUGAAGCGCUUGACCUGGGAAAAGAUCGACGAGAAGCCGGAGCCACCGAAGGACACCGGCGUGUACCAGCUGCUUGGCUCCUGGUCCGAAUUCGAGCCAGUCGACAUGUCCUCGGACCCCUCCAGGCCUGGCCUCUACUUCGCAGAAGCCCAGUGCAGUGGGUCGAGCAUGCAGUUCCACUUCCUGAGAAACGAGGACCACUCGCAGAACAUCUGCCCUGUGGUCGAGGGGCGCGGAUACGGCAGCCUUUACAGCGCCGUCGCGCCUGUGGGGCACCAGAGCCCCGGGAGGUAUUGGAACAUCGAUGCCGAAGAUGGCGAGGUGUACAGAAUCGAGCUGUACAGGUCGCCGGAGGACUUUUCGGACCUGUCCGUCAGCUGGCACAAGGUCAGUGGAAAGUAG
Molecule: messenger RNA, 594 nt
Organism: Symbiodinium natans
Lineage: Eukaryota; Dinophyceae; Suessiales; Symbiodiniaceae
Source: the annotation of a GenBank genome assembly